Messenger RNA from Lathyrus sativus (Indian pea), 1575 nucleotides. Lineage: Eukaryota; Viridiplantae; Streptophyta; Magnoliopsida; Fabales; Fabaceae. The record is from the annotation of a GenBank genome assembly.
AUGGGUUUAUCUUCAACUUCAAACGAAUCGAUUCAACUAUGCAUCUUCGAUUUGCGAAGAGGCCAAAACGAAGGUCAAGAACUCGACAAGAUCUUGUUCUUCUUCCCUUCCGGUUUACCUUUCUCCAAACAACUCUCCGUUAUCGGUCUCAGUGAAGGACUCAUCACUUUCACUAGAAUUUUCUCUCCUGAAGCUGCUUGUGACUCCAUUGAAGCUGAAAGGCAUUCUCAUGUCUUUCAUGAACCUGAACCGGAUAUUUGGAUGGUUAUGGUGGUGGCGAAAAGCAAUGAUUCAGAGCCUAUAUGGAGAGAUGAUGCAUUGAGAAAGGUUCUUAAGGAAAUUCACUCCCUUUUUGUAAUGUUUCAUGGAUCUGUAAGAGCUAUGCUGGAGAAAGAACCUGGUGGAGGACUUGUCAGACGGCAUUUGUAUUCUUUUAUCAUGGAUUAUUUACGCGCGUGUAUAAAGCGGUCUCCGUGGGAGGAUUGCUGCUGUGAUUUUCUUGUUGGCAAAAAGUUUCUCCUACCUUCAUUCCGUGAUUGCUUAAAGGAACGCGGAACUGUGCAGAUGCUGACAAUAACUCGCGAAGCUGCAAUUGAAGUUCAGUCGCUUGUCAGGGCUUUCGAAUCUUCUGCUAUAAACACUCCCUGCUACUCUUUGAUUUUAUUUCAAGACCUCUUGGUGUCUACAACACUAUCUCCUGAUGACACCAUAAACUUAUUCACAUAUGCUGUGCUAAGGUUGACUCCACGUGCUUUAUCUUCUGGAGCAAGUUCAUGGUCCUACUUACGGAAAGGAAAUGUUACAUCUAAUGUUGUCACCGAGACUAAUGUGACCCAUCCAAGCUCUAUGUCUGAAAGUUUUUAUGGAUCAUCUGAUACAUCACAUGGGGAGGAUAACAACUAUCAUGUUGUAAGACCCUUGCAGAGUGACAAAUGGUCUAAGGGAAAAGAUGGUUAUCUUGUCACUGAUUUAUGGGGUGCAGAGGUUGGUACUUGGGUGUUUGCUACUCCAACCGUUUUACUUCAGCAGACCGGAGAGAGAAUGUAUCUUUGUGCUUAUCAGCACAGAAGCCUUACUUUGAUGCUUCUUAUUCCCAUAUCCUCUAUACCUAAUGGGGAGCAAGGUGUGUCGGCAGUGAAGCAACAAGUUCUUGAAAAUGCAUCACUUAAGAUAUUGAAAAUUGAAGAGAAACUAUCCAAAGGAUGGGGUGGUGAGAACGCAUAUCAUGUCGGUGGGUACCGCUAUUUAUUAGUGGAUGGUGAUAGAAAUGUAUCCAGAGCUUCUCCAACAACAAAAGUUACAACUUUAACUAAGGAGUCCUUACUUGCUAUGAAUAAGCUUAGGCAGGAGGUUGAGUUGGAGAAGAGUCGAGCAAAACUAGAUGACAAUAAUUGUGAGAAAGAUCUAGAGGUUUGCAUAAGAGCAAAAAAUAAUGCCUGGGUUAUUUCUCGAGUUACAAGAGGGAAGGAGCUUUACAUGGUUCUAGAGAAAGCCAAUGAAACCCUUCUAUAUGCGUCAGAUGCUGUUGAGAAGUUUAGUAACAGGUAUUGUGAUGGAACUUUUUCACUGGAUUAA